Molecule: messenger RNA, 4239 nt
Organism: Stylophora pistillata
Lineage: Eukaryota; Metazoa; Cnidaria; Anthozoa; Scleractinia; Pocilloporidae
Biological process (GO): Notch signaling pathway; protein ubiquitination
Molecular function (GO): RNA binding
Source: RefSeq, a predicted model, not a curated record
ACACCGAACUCUGUGUUGCGAAAUUUAGCUACGGGAGCAGUAUAGUGCUCGCAUUUAUUGCCUUUACCACCAUGGCAGAGAUGAAUGACCAUCCAGAGUCAAUAGAAUCACAGCUAGGACGUUUGAGUGUCGAAAAGUUUGCUAGAGCUGUGGUGAUAUCGAACAUACCGAGACAAAUUACAAAAGAUGAAAUUCACAUACAUUUCCAGAAAAGUAAAAACGGCGGGGGAGAAGUCGAUGAUAUUUGGAUGACAAAGGAUGGAAAAGCAGUCAUUGUCUUUGAAAGCCCUGAAGUUGCUGAUGGGGUAUUGAAGCACCCUCACAUGUUUGGAGGUAAAAAGGUGGAUCUUAGACCAUACCGCAAUCAAGAGGUUUUCUCGCAUGUUACUGCCUUUGUGAGCUUCGAUACCAUAUCACCUCAGAAGUCAGAAAAUCUGCUCAAAAUGGUGAAGGAUGAAGUUGGUGUAUCAUGGCAAGUGAAGGGUCUUGAUGGAUUUGUUCUCUCUGGGACGAUCAAUCAACUAGAAAUUGCUCAUAGGUAUUUGCAAAAAUAUUUUCUUCAGCGUCCACAUUUGCUGUUUAAGGAAGAAAGAAUGGUGCAAGGAAAAGAUGCCAUAAAAACUCUACAAAAUUCUGCAAAAAAUCUCAAGCAAGUUAAAAAAGACCCUCAGGAAAUUGUAGAAGAGCGCACCUUUGAAGUUGAACCAAAAUUCAUGAAAUUUUUCAUAAGAGUACACAAGGAAAAGCUUGAACAAAUAGAAAGGGAGUACCACCUAAAGAUAAUUUGGCCUGAAAAUGAACCUGGAGUAGAUAUCAAACCUACAUCUCUAGCCGAAGAAACACACUAUCAAGAAGGAUGCGAUGCUUUCAUUGAUUUGUACCAAACCAUCUACCAUACCAUGAAGCGACAGGUGAUUGAUGUAAGAGACAUCCACGAUGACGGGAAAAUCAAGGAGGCGAUUGCAUUCGUGGAAAGCAAACAUCCCGUUGUGAUUGAGAAAGCAGAAGGUCAGUUAAUCAUCUAUAGCGAGGAUAUUCAUCUUAAGAGCUCAGUAAAGGCUCUAAAAAAUAUACUUGGACUGUCAAAACUCAGCGGCGGCAACCUUAGGAAUGGUCAAAGGAAUAUCAGUCAUUCGCCUCACCAUCAUGAACCGCCAUUGCCUAAGAUCCUACAGCAGAUGUUGACAAAUAACGUAAUGGUAUCCUUAUACCAGGGAGACAUAACUGAUGAAAAAGUCCAUGCCAUUGUCAACCCAGCUAACCCAUGGCUUCAACAUUCUCAAGGUGUGGGCGGUGCAAUUGUGAUAAAAGGAGGGAGUCAAAUAGUAGAUGAAUCUCGGUGUAUCAUGUCUCAUCGUAAAUUCCCUCUGCAACCUGGUGAAGCUGUUUACACCCUAAGUGGGCAUCUGUCUUGUCAUUAUGUAAUCCACACAAUUGGGCCAGACUGGUCAGCUUAUCCCGACAAAAGCGCUGCUAUAACUGUUCUUCGACUGACAUGCAUAACAUGCCUCCGACUUGCUGUGCAACUUCGACUCUCUUCUAUAGCUUUUCCAGCCAUUAGCUCAGGUAAUUGCGGUAUGCCAAAAGAAGCCUGUGCUGGCGCAAUUUUUCGAGCGAUUGAAGAGUUCAGCACAAGUAUAGAUGCAGAAUGUAGUACUCUCCGUGACAUACGUGUCGUUAUCAUCGAUGCAGAAACCACUGAGGUCUUCCGAAGAGAAUUUGUUAACCGUUACUACUCGGAACAAAAGUUGCAAAAUCAAAUGGAAAUUCAGAGACGUCCAUCUAAAGAAGAAGGAAAUAGCCCAUUUUCUACUAACCGAGGAGGUGGUGAUCCAAGGAUUGAUGAUGAGUUACUUACUGAAAAGUGUAAGAGUACACAGGAUAGCCCUGCUGAACCAAUGAGAAAACAGGACGAAAAUGACUCCCAUCAACGGGUGGAAGAGCAGCACCAGCAAAAUUCUAAGGAAAGCAACUUAAAGGCAGACGAGAUGAGUUUGGCAGACAGCCUUGAAGCCCAAAAUGUUGGAGGCAGUAAGAAUGAAACUAAGCACAAGGAUGAAGGUCAGGAUACUGGCGAACGAUCCGACAAAACAACAAAGAGUUCUGGAAAUUCAGUACCUGCUAGAGGAAUCCUUGCACCUAGCUUUUUUCGGAAAGGAGGUGACACAAAUGGUACCUCAUUUGGGAGGGCGAUGAGCUUUAAAGCAACAAGUGAAAUCAAGCAUCCCCCUGGUCUCUCUGCGACGAAGGAUAACCUUAAUCUUGCAAAGCAACUCGAGGCGGAAAACAACGAGCAAUUCACAGAUGCUUCUGAUGUUAACAAUGUGAAUCAGCCUGAUGCGAAUAAAGAGAAAACAAAAGAAGACGAAAACAAGCCGCCAGACAAGUCCAAGGAAGGCAGUAAACGUGAGUCCUCAGCAAGUGAUCCUGUGCAUUCAAAUUCGAGUGCCCCAAAGACAGAGAAGAAAGAAAGGGAAAAGCAAAUGGCGCUCGAAACUGCACCAAAUACUCCGAAUGUAUCCGCAUCAAACAGAGCUGAAGCACCAAAUGAUGUGCCAUUAUUAGCCACGGGUACAAGUCAAGGGCCUGAAGAGAAGGAGCUAAUGGUAUCCGCAAGUGAGGCAUCCACAGUGGAGAAGGACGAAGAUCAGUCGCAAGGAAGCCAAACAACACUCCGCUGUUCAAUAUGUCGCAACUCAUACCAAGAACUGGUCGAACCCCGGAAUUGUGGACAUACCUUUUGCCAGUCUUGUAUCGAUAACACGACUGAUGGUUCUAUCUGUAGUAAUCAAUGGUGUAUCUGUGAAAGAAGCCAACCAAUAGGAAGCAUGGCUUGGAGGACAGAGAAACAGCCUCUUCCUGGAUAUCCAGACUAUUACAGUAUUGCCGUUACCUAUAACUUUCCCUCGGGAACCCAAGGAUGGGAACAUCCUACUCCAGGACAUCCUUACCACGAGAGGUUUUUCACGGCAUACCUUCCAAGUAAUCAUGAAGGACGAAAACUUUGCGAGUUGCUCAAAAGAGCGUUUGACGCUCGACUUCUGUUUAGAAUUGGUAAAUGUCAGGCUACGGGCGAGGAGAAUCAGAUCGUGUGUAAUGGUAUCAAACAUAAAAUCAAUCGAUCUGGCGGGGCAGCAAAUCAUGGGUAUCCAGAUCCCACCUACCUUGAGCGCGUAAAGAAGGAGCUUGUCAAGAUAGGAAUCGUUGAGGACACCGACUUACAAGUAUAACUCAAAAGUUUAUUAUUCAGUCAAAUUAAAAUUAUUCUCGAGCCCAGCUCCAAACAAGGAGAUUUUACCGAGGGACCAGUCAGUAUUUAUCACUGGGGGUGGGGAGGCUGGAGGAUUUUGUUUGUGUCACCAUAAAAUCAGCCCAAACAAGAUUAGAUUUUUAAUUGGCAGUCGAUUUGCAAUAGUCGCCCACCUUAAAUUCUGUUGAUGACAUCUGAGCCUCGCCUCUGUUCGUCCUGAAAAGGACCCCCCAAAUCCAUUUCCUUCCUCUUCCCCCCCCCGCCCACUGCGAAAAAUAAUAACUGAUCCCAAAGUUUUUUUUUUCUAUGAGGUUUUCAAUGCUUCAUAACAGCGCUUUAAGCUGUAAGUAAUUUGGUAAAGCGACUUCGUUUGGUGUUCAAAUUUUCUGUUUAUGCCCCUAACUUGGCAACAUGCGUUUAGCAAUCAUAUCAGAAGUUUUAAUUUAACGUUUUCAUAAAUUUUUUUCUGUGGUCUGAAGUCAAAGUGGGAUAAACAUUUUCACAGCGUAUUACUCAUACGGUGUCAUUUUCUUCCACAAAGGCCCGGCUUUUUCUCAGUGUUUGUCCGAUUAUUGAGCCUCAUGAUGUCGCGUGCAUUUCCAAAAAUCGCGAAAUGUCGGCCAUUCUGCUUAAUCCAAUGACGAGCGGUAUGGUCAGCAGUAUAGUACGCUAUCUAAUAUUGCAGAAAGUUUCUUUUUUCUUUCGCCGACCAAAAUUUUACUUCUAGCGACCAUUUUAGGUAUUUUAAGUUCCUAUUUACUGAAGAGCUUGAAAAUGUUUUUUUUGUAAGAGCCCUGGUAAACCAUUUUCUCUGCAUUUUCAUGCUUUCAUAAAGUUUAUCUAGAAAUUCUUUCAGUCUGCAGCCCCAUGCAAAAGACUUUCAUGAUCAUAAGUUUGAGCACUACCAAGAGAUCCUACUUUCUUGCCACUUUUGUUCAGUUCAGACCCAGUCAUCAAUUAUCACUCGGGGUUGAAGGUGGGGGAGGGGA